This is a messenger RNA of Schistocerca gregaria, 5509 nucleotides long. Its product is annotated as copine-8-like. The transcript is spliced from 10 exons. NCBI's taxonomy places the organism in Eukaryota, Metazoa, Arthropoda, Insecta, Orthoptera, Acrididae. Gene Ontology annotation, molecular function: calcium-dependent phospholipid binding. Gene Ontology annotation, biological process: cellular response to calcium ion. The record is from RefSeq and is a predicted model, not a curated record. Gene Ontology annotation, cellular component: plasma membrane. The coding region runs from base 351 to 2003 and encodes 550 amino acids.
UGCGUAUUGUGCACUUAUGUAUUGUUGCCUGGUCCUGCCAUAUGUUGGUUCUGUCGCUCAAACAUUUAUGUUAAUGAUCGCAGUGCCCUCGUGUCACAGGAAGGUCUAUGGAACGAGUAUUGUACAUGCAUAGGAUAAACACGCGAGAACUUGUUGCUUGGGUAUUGGCUACACUGAAGUGGGCGUGUGCGACACAUUCUGAGAACAUGUGUUUUGAUUCAUCAGGAAGAAGCGUAGGGCAAUAUUGCCACGGAGUGUUGACAUUUGUGUUGUGUGUGCGUAUUGUGUUUUACACCAAUCUUGCCAAAGAUAUGUCUUGAUUCUCAGAUAAGUGUGCUAAUCUCAACAACAUGGCAAAGUUUGUGCCAGGAUCUGCAUCUUCUCCGACAGCUGAAGUGGAGCUCAGUCUGUCAUGCAGGGACCUUUUGGACACCGAUGUAUUCUCAAAAUCGGACCCAAUGUGUGUCACUUACCUGAAGACGUAUGAGACACAAGACUGGAUUGAAGUGGGACGAACUGAGAUGGUCAAGAAUACAUUAAACCCAGAUUUUGUACGAAAGGUACAUUUGACAUACAGAUUUGAGGAACAACAGUGGCUGAAGUUCGCUGUGUACGAUAUUGAUACAGAAUCACCCGACCUUGGAGAACAUGAUUUCUUAGGAGAAUGUGAAUGCACUCUAGGCCAGGUAGUAUCUGCUGGUCGCUUAGCUUUGCAGCUUCAUCGUCCAUCUUACACACGGGGACAGUUAAUAGUAUCUGUUGAAGAGCUUGCAACGUGUCGUGAUGAAGUAAUUUUACAGUUUUGUGGGCGUAAUCUAGAUCGUAAGGAUUGGUUUGGCAGCUCUGACCCCUUUCUGGAGUUCCAUAGAGUUGGAGAAAAUGGCAGUUAUCAUGUAGUCCACAGGACAGAAGUGAUAAAGUGGACAUUGAAUCCUAACUGGAAACCAUUUGUAAUGCCAGUUAGAACGUUGUGUGCUGCCGAUAUGGAUCGCUCAAUUAAAAUUGUGUGCUACGACUGGAACCGCAGUGGGAGCCACAGCCUGAUUGGUGAAUUCUGUACAACACUACGAGAACUCUCAAAUGGUCCAGGACCUGCCACUGUCUUCCACUGUAUACAUCCUCGCAAACAGGCAAAAAACCAGUCAUACCAACAUUCUGGAGAGGUGAGGCUUCUCCGUUAUGAAUACAAAAAAGUCUACUCUUUCCUUGAUUAUGUAAAAGAAGGAGGUACACAGCUGAAUUGCACUAUAGCCAUAGAUUUCACAGCUUCCAAUGGAGAUCCACAGAGUCCAGACUCUUUGCAUUAUAUAUCAUCAGUUGCACCAAACCAGUAUGAGCAGGCACUGACAGCUGUUGGAGAGAUAAUUCAAGAUUAUGACAGUGAUAAACUAUUUCCUGUGCUUGGUUUUGGUGCUCGUAUACCCCCUGAUGGAAGGGUCUCCCAUGAAUUCUUUGUAAAUAUGCUUCCCAGUCCAUUUUGCUCAGGAAUUGCAGGCGUUUUGGAAGCUUAUAAGAGUUGUAUUAGACAAAUUCAACUCUAUGGGCCAACAAACUUCAGCCCAGUUAUCAAUCAUGUUUCAAAAUUUGCAGAAACAUACUGUGAUGGCUCACAGUAUUUCAUACUGUUAAUAAUCACAGACGGGGUAAUCACAGACAUGUUUCAAACAAAAAAGGCAAUUAUCCAUGCUUCAUCUCUACCAAUGUCAAUCAUUAUUGUGGGUGUUGGGAAUGCCGAUUUCACAGCUAUGAACGAGUUGGAUGCUGAUACGGUUCCACUCAUGGUUAAUGGUGUUAAGGCUGAGAGAGACAUUGUGCAGUUUGUACCAUUUCGAAAUUUCCAAAGCAUAAGGAAUCCAACAUUGGCAAAAGCAUAUCUUGCAAAAGAAGUGUUAGCUGAAAUUCCUGACCAGGUAGUAGGUUUUAUGAAGUCUCGAAACAUAGCACCGAAGCCACGUCCUGCAAUUGGGAUUCCUACCGGUGAUGUUGGUUCUGUUGUGCAAUGACUGACCCUUGUUAACGUGCUCUUAAAGUUGUGCAGUCUUCUAUCACUUAGGAUAAGAAUAUCGUGAACAUUUCAUGGUAUUUGUGAAAUUUUUGUGAAUCCAUUGUCUGUGAUUGUAGAACUACAGAGAAAUAAUCAUUUCUUAGCUGAAAUUAUUGUCACUGAGCAUAAUCACAGUUUCUUUUAAAUUAAUAAAUUUAGUAUUACUUUCUAAUAAACUGUAUAAAUCAUUCCAGAUAGAGAUAUAGGUCACAAGUAUCUAAAUUAUUUAUGGAUUAAUAUGUCAUAAUAUUAGUAACAUCAAGAUUAGGUAUUUAAUAAAAUCAGAAAUAAUUUAUGAGGAAUAUGUAGAACUCCAAAGAAAUAUGUGCUGUAAUGAUUCUUACUAUUUAACACCAUGACUUCAAAUGUUUUGUAGAUACAAAAACAUAUUCUUUUGAGACUGCUACUGUUUUUAUACUCUUUGACUCUCUCUACUUGCUGCCUAGAGGACCAAAAUGUUACCCGAAGAAUGUAUUUAUAUAUUAUAUAUGAACUUAAUUCUGAGGUAAGUCAUUGUAAUGUCCAUUUAUAUAUGAUGCGCAUGUUUGGUAUUACUUUAAUAUUCCCGAUGUUCUGUACCAUUUUCAAGUUCUGCCAGAACUGAACAGAGUAUUGUGAUGUGCUUUUAGUAAAAUCUUAAAUGUUACAACUAGAACUGUGAGUGAAAAAUAACUACUUUCCAUUAUAUAGCCAAAAUAAGGCAGCCUUAGUUAUUUUUCUCUCGGUAGCAAAAUCUGCUUUGGUGGUACAAUGAUCCUGAAUCAUCAUGCACAAAUUCAAAUUCUAAUGAAACACUACUGCUAAUUUCAGUAGAUGUCCAGAAGUUCCUCUGUUCGUUUCUCUGAUAAACAUAACUGCCAGAUAAUGUGCCUUAUGGCAAGGCAUUCUAAUCAUGUUAACUUGAAAGCUGCACCAGGGCUUAUACAUUGCUUAUCUCCAUGAGCAAUUACGAACAGCAUGGCUAUAAAUUUGUAUUGUGUUUUUAUCAUGUUAUUGUUAUGAAAUGUUGUUCAUUUAUCUUUUAUCAUGCAGAUUUAUGAUUGCUUGUAUCUAAGGUACUCAGUGAGAAGUUGAUAUGUUUAGCUUAUUAUUGUACCUGCUCAGGUAAUGCACUAAAAUUUCUGAAGCACACUUAGAUGCUAUGCAUAUUAUCAAGGAAGUGCUGAGAAGAUGCAGUACCGCCAUAGAGGAAUAUUUCCCAGAUGGUUAGGAAAGGAACUGUGAAACUUGUAAGUCAGUUAAACUGUGUUUCAUUAUUAUUGCUAUUAUUAUUAUUAUUAUUAUUAAUGUGCCAUCAAUAAGUGUGCCUUGAAUGAAAAUUACUCUUCAUAAGCUGUACAAACGAACAGAUAUAAAGACAUAAGAAUCUGCUGAAAGUAAUAGGUAUGGGUAUGACUAUCUAUUGUUUAUUUAAUUUGUGGUUUCUUUUAUGGCAGAAAACGAUAAAAGAAAAAGUGCCAUAAGAAGAAGUAUAACAUACAAAAGAAAUGUGACAAAGUAUACCAAAGUGUUGUUUAGUUAAUUUUAGCUUUUCAUUGUAAAUUAUGCACCCACAAAGUUAAAUUUCACAGCAAACAGUGCCUGUACAUUGUGAAGUAAAUGGUUGUGUUUAUAACAUAUUUUGUGUGUUUACAUUUGUCUAACUGAUGCUGGUUGUACUAGAUGUGCUGUUUACACACAACAACAGCCGAGAAAAAACACCAAUAGGCUGUUUAUUAUUUGUAGUGUGAGAUGUUAUUGCUGAAAAAUGAAGUGAAUUAUUGAAUGACAGAGUGAAAUACUCUGAAAUGUUCACUACCUCUUUCUUGUUAUGAGGGAUGGUGUUAUUAUGAUUAUUAUUAUUAUUAUUAUUAUUAUUAUUAUUAUUAUUAUUUGAUGGGAACUGUACAGAUACAGCUGCUCAAACAUAAUGAAACUGGAGCUAUUGUUGUGCUGUAGCAGUUCUUUUUUUGUGUUAUUGAGUUAUUAAUAAUAUUAUUUUCUCUAUCUCCCCUCCUCACCGUUUUCUUGCAUAACAUACAUCACAGGAGAUCCAAUCAAUUUCAUAAAUCAAUUUAAUUAUUUAUGCAAGGAUAGAUCACCACUCACUACAUAAAUGGCACUCAGUGGCAAAUGGGGCAUGUAGAAAGGACAAUAAAUGAUGAGCUUUUGGAUAAAGUAAUUUUUUAGAAGUUACUAGGUUGAGAGGCAGACUUUUCUAGAAAUAUAUUGACCUUUCUAAAUGCUUGUCUUUUGCUCAGUGCCUCUUCUUUUCAGAAAGUAUUGAUAUAUUCUCAUAUCCAUAAUUAUACUCCAUCUUGAGUUUCCUACUAUCUCUAAUGAAACUGGACUUCCCAUCAGUAAAGGCUGUGUGACUGUAUUAUUGCUUUUAUAGGUGAAAGAGAGAACAGAUUCUUGCUUUUCGAGGAGGAAACUAUCAUUAAAAAGUAUCAUAUGGCAAGCUGUAUCUUUGUGAAACAGUGAAAAAUGUAUUUAUUUGUGUGUCAUUCAAACACAAAUACACUGUUUCUCACUCUAGUAGUAAGGUCAAUUUGAUGUCUUAAUAUUAGAGCAUAACCUAGGUAUGCACAUUACAUUAAUACUUGUUCUGUGGAUCAUAUUCUGUUUCACCUGCUUCAUUUACUGCAUUUUUAUAUUUUCUCCUUCCAUCAGUUAAAUUCACUAUCUCUUGUGUUACCCAAGGACUUCUACUAGCCCUCAUCUUUUUACUUACUUGAUCCUCUGCUGUUUUCAGUUUCCUACCUCUCAAAGCUACCCAUUCUUCUUCUACUGUAUUCCUGUGGCCUGUUCUUGUCCGUCAUUUCCUAAUGCUCCCUGUGAAACUCACUAAAACCACUGGUUCUUUCAGUUUAUCCAUGUCCCAUUUUCUUAAAUUCCUUCGUUUUUACAGUUUCUUCAGUUUCAAUCUACAUUUCAGAACCAGUAGAUUGUGGUCAGAGUCCACAUCUGCCCCUAGAAAUGUCUUACAAUUUAAAACCUGGUUCCUAAAUGUCUGUCUAACCAUUAUAUAAUCAAUCUGAAACUUUCUGGUGUCUCCAGAUCUCUUUCACAUCUUCUCUCAUGGUUCUUAAACCAAGUGUUAGCUAUGAUUAAGUUAUACUCUCUGCAAAAUUCUACCAGGUGGCUUCCUCUUUCAUUCCUUCCUGCAGUCCAUAUUUACUUACGAUAUUUCCUUCUCUUCCUUUUCCUACUGUCGAAUUCCAGUCCCCCAUGACUAUUAAAUUUUCAUCUCCCUCAAGUGUCGGAAUAAUUUCUUGUAUCUCAUCACACAUUUCUUCAAUCUCUUUCAGCUGCAGAGCUAGUUGGCAUAUAAACUUGUACUUCUGUGGUGGGUGUGGGCUUCAUGUCUGUCUUAGCUACAAUAAUGUCCUAUUUGAUUGCGUAUUUAUAACCCUAUAUUCACCUGACCAGAAGUUCUGUUCCUCCUGCUGCCGGACAUCACCAAUUCCCUCUAUAUCUAACUUU